This is a messenger RNA of Ostrea edulis (European flat oyster), 1427 nucleotides long. Its product is annotated as guanidinobutyrase-like. Bases 67 to 1071 code for a protein of 334 amino acids. Lineage: Eukaryota; Metazoa; Mollusca; Bivalvia; Ostreida; Ostreidae. The record is from RefSeq and is a predicted model, not a curated record. Gene Ontology annotation, molecular function: metal ion binding; agmatinase activity. The transcript is spliced from 7 exons.
UGAUGGGCCUCCAUAGGUAAAUAUACACGAGAUAAUUUAAUUAGUACUACACUGACAGGUAAAAACAUGAGGAGGGGAGUAACAAUUCUAAGCCGUGCUCUGUCCACCAGUUCCAGAAGUGGAGGGAAAUAUAACGAGCCCCUGUCAGGGAACGACAUGCCUCGCUCCGGGGGGAUAGCUUCUAUGAUGCGGCUGCCUGUCCACAAAGACUCGGAAGGUCUCCACGCCUGUUUCGUGGGAAUUCCGAUGGACAUUGGAACGUCAAACCGAUCAGGCACCAGACUAGGACCCCGGCAAAUUCGAACGGAAUCCGCACUCAUCCGGAAAGUGAACAUCGCCACCGGAGCCUCGCCUUUCGACUCUUUCCAAGUGGCGGAUGUCGGGGAUGUAAACUUUAACCUUUACAAUCUUCCCAAGGCCUGCGAGGACAUCCGUGAUUAUUACCGGAAGUUGAUCAGCAAUGGUUGCAUCCCGCUGACCAUGGGAGGGGACCACACCAUUAGUUACCCCAUACUGCAAGCCCUGAAGGAGAGGUACGGUCCCAUGGGUAUGGUCCAUAUUGACGCCCACUCCGACACCAGCGACACGAUGUUGGGGGAGAAGAUUGCUCAUGGUACGCCCUUCCGACGGGCAGUGGAGGAUGGGUGUCUAGACCCCCACCGGGUGAUUCAGAUCGGUCUCCGGGGGUCUAACUACACUGUGGAGGAUUACGACUGGGCCAGAAAGCAGGGAUUUCGAAUUGUGACAGCCCAGGAAUGCUGGCAUAAGUCCCUGGCCCCCCUCAUGAGAGAGGUUCAUGAAAUGAUGGGGAGCAGACCUGUGUACAUUUCAUUUGACAUCGAUGGACUGGACCCCGCCUUUGCUCCCGGAACAGGCACUCCAGAGAUUGGAGGCUUAACAUCUGUACAGGGGCUGGAGAUUGUCCGAGGCUGCAGGGGGAUGCAUGUCGUAGGAGGCGACCUAGUGGAGGUAUCCCCUCCCUAUGACCUCAACGGUACCACUGCGCUGACGGGGGCUAACCUGCUGUUUGAGAUGCUGUGUGUCCUUCCGGGCGUUAAGUACCUCCGCUAACCACACGCUGCACGGACACCGUUAGAUAACUUGCUCAGAACCACCACGUGGCAGUCAUGACGUAUAUAUGGACAAACCACUGUCAUCCGACAUGACUUUAAACAUUAAUCAGAUAUUGUAAUUUUGAAUUACCUUAAAAUGUGCCUUGUGAUUGAUCUUGUGAUAAUUGUACAAAUUAGAUUUAUAUCGGUGUCGAUCUUCCAUAUCUUAUUUCAUUUUUUUUUUUUUUUUAAUACACGAUUUAUACAGUUUGUAUAGAAUUGAUAAGGUUGUUGAAAAAAAAGUUUCAUGUGAAAUUUAUUUUAUGUUUAUUGGUUACAUGAAUAAGAAAUACCAAAGGAAUACCAAAAUCAGAA